AUUAAAAUCAAACAAUUCAAUUAAAAUUGUGUACAAGAAUCUUCAUCAUCGUUCAGCAUUGAUAUUUUAAAAUUGUUAUAUAUAAAAAAAACCUCUGCAAAAAGUGAAUCAAUUCAACUACACUCGUACAUGUAUAAAUUAACAUUUUUCACAACAAUUAUUAAGCAAAACAAAAUAUAAGGGGUCGAAUUUGAUAAACUUACAAAAACAAAAAUAAAAAAUCACACAAGAAUAAAUACUAAUUGUAACAGUGUCAUCAUCAAUGUCACCAACAUCUAUCGACAACAGCAGCGUCCUCGACAACAUCACCAGCAGCAGUAAGCUGUGUAAAUAAAAGAAAUUAAAUCGAAAUUAUAGAGGGCAAUUAAAAAGCGUUUAAUUAAGCAAACGCUGUAAAACCAAAAAGAACAACCACACACUCACUCUUUCUCUCAUCUGCACGUCAGACAUCAUCAACGCCACAGCAACAGUUGCAGCUAAAAAAUGGGAACCGGCCAUUACUUUUGGGCGAUAUUCUAUUUUGCCAGUUUAUGUAGUGCAUCACUAGCUAAUAAUGCCAAAAUAAAUUUCCGAGAAAAGGAGAAAAAAGUCUUAGAUCAAAUUUUAGGUGCAGGCAAAUAUGAUGCAAGAAUACGACCUUCCGGUAUUAAUGGAACGGAAAAUUUACCCACGUAUGUCUAUGUCAACAUGUUUCUACGCUCAAUUUCAAAAAUCGACGACUACAAAAUGGAAUACAGUGUGCAGUUGACAUUCCGUGAACAGUGGACGGAUGAACGUUUGAAAUUUGAUGACAUACAAGGUCGUCUCAAAUAUUUGACAUUGACAGAAGCCAAUCGUGUUUGGAUGCCUGAUCUGUUCUUCUCCAAUGAGAAAGAGGGUCAUUUCCACAAUAUCAUUAUGCCAAAUGUUUACAUACGUAUUUUUCCAAAUGGUUCAGUUCUGUACAGUAUUCGUAUCUCACUGACAUUGGCAUGUCCCAUGAAUUUGAAAUUAUAUCCAUUGGAUCGUCAAAUUUGUUCACUACGUAUGGCCAGUUAUGGCUGGACUACAAACGAUCUUGUCUUCCUAUGGAAAGAGGGUGAUCCUGUACAAGUGGUAAAGAAUUUACACCUACCUCGCUUUACACUCGAAAAAUUCUUGACUGAUUAUUGCAACAGUAAAACCAAUACGGGUGAAUACAGUUGCCUCAAAGUCGAUCUACUAUUCAAGCGAGAAUUCUCAUAUUACUUAAUUCAAAUUUAUAUCCCAUGCUGUAUGCUGGUAAUUGUCUCAUGGGUGUCAUUCUGGCUUGAUCAAGGUGCUGUACCAGCUCGUGUAUCAUUGGGUGUUACCACUCUCCUAACAAUGGCUACACAAACAUCGGGUAUUAAUGCUUCACUGCCGCCAGUCUCAUACACAAAGGCCAUUGAUGUUUGGACUGGUGUGUGUUUGACGUUCGUAUUUGGUGCCCUGCUCGAAUUCGCCUUGGUGAACUAUGCGUCCCGCUCAGGUUUGAAUAAAGCUAACAUGCACAAGGAGAAUAUGAAAAAGAAACGACGGGAUUUGGAGCAGGCCAGUAUAGAUGCUGCUUCAGAUUUAUUGGAUACAGACAGCAAUGCAACAUUUGCAAUGAAACCUUUGGUACGUCAUCCGGGUGAUCCAAUGGCAUUGGAAAAGUUGAGACAAUGUGAAGUUCAUAUGCAGCCACCAAAACGUCCAAACUGCUGUAAGACUUGGCUGUCAAAGUUCCCCACAAGAUCGAAGAGAAUCGAUGUUAUAUCACGAAUAACAUUUCCCCUGGUCUUCGCCUUAUUCAAUUUGGUCUACUGGAGCACCUACCUGUUCCGUGAAGAGGAGGAUGAGUAAAUGCCAAAAUAAAUUACAUUUUAAUUUUAAGAGCAAAACCUAAAGAUUUUACUAAUCAAUUAUAAAAUUUCUUCUUUUUUAUGUUUCCUUUUUUUAUAAACAUAUACUUUUUUAUAUUACUACGUUAUCGUUUACGUUUUCACUUUCACUUCUCUUGACGAUGUUUGUGUUAUUUUAUUUGUUAAAACCGAAAACCAAAAUGAAUAAAAACUAUAUAUAUCGAAACCAACCAACCAAAA
Calliphora vicina (urban bluebottle blowfly) is the source of this 2084-nucleotide messenger RNA. RefSeq names its product glycine receptor alpha 1 (gene GluClalpha). The coding region runs from base 484 to 1845 and encodes 453 amino acids. The record is from RefSeq and is a predicted model, not a curated record. Gene Ontology annotation, cellular component: plasma membrane; neuron projection; synapse. NCBI's taxonomy places the organism in Eukaryota, Metazoa, Arthropoda, Insecta, Diptera, Calliphoridae. Gene Ontology annotation, biological process: nervous system process; regulation of membrane potential; chloride transmembrane transport. The transcript is spliced from 12 exons. Gene Ontology annotation, molecular function: transmitter-gated monoatomic ion channel activity involved in regulation of postsynaptic membrane potential; excitatory extracellular ligand-gated monoatomic ion channel activity; chloride channel activity.